UUUUUUGUAUAAAUACAAAAUUGUGAUUACAGAAAUGUAUUAUUUAUCAACUGACCAUAACAGAGUUAAGAAGUCAUAAACAAUGAAACAAUUUAUACUGAUCUUGAGCUGUUUGGCUUUGACAGCUAAUGCCUUGAGCUAUGUGCCUUUCCCGACUCGUCCCAAGAGAGAUGUCUCCGAGUUAGUAGGGGAACCUGAGAAAUCCUAUUUGCCUCCCCAAAACUCGGAAAUACAAACCGACACAGUUGCCGAAGAACCCCAGCAAAAGUUGUUGAUUAAUGAAGCGCAAGUUGAGAUAACGGAAACUACUCCCGAAGCUGACUCUGCCGUUUUGGGUGCCAAUGGCUAUGAAUACAAAACUGUGCGCAAAUUGGUUGUUAGACAUCGCCGUGAUGUUUCCCAUUUGAAAUUGAAUUAUUUGCCCCCCUUUAAGUCCCAUCAGCCCUCCAAUGAGUAUCUGCCACCCGUAAGCAAUGAGCUGACUGAGGAAAAUAAACCUUCCCAGGAAUAUUUGCCGCCAGUCACAGAAAAACAGGUUGAAGAGAUUGUGGAAAGUAGAACCGAGAUUCCUCAACCAUCAAAUGAAUAUUUGCCACCUCAGAAGAUUAAAGAAGCUCCACCAACCCAAGCGCCGGAACCCAUCAAGGAAUAUUUGCCCCCCGUCCAGGCCAAAGAAGUCGAAGAGACAACUGAAGUGCCAGUAACUACCCUAGCACCCGAAGAGGAAACCAGUGCUGAGUUGGUGGAAGCUGCCCAGCCUCAAGAGGACACUGCCAUCUUUGCCGCAGAUGGUUAUCAUUACAAAAAGCCCAGUCAAGUUCCUGCUGAGCUCUUCGCCUUUCAGCCCGAGCCAAUUCCAGAAGUUAUUCCCCCCAGUCCCGAGUACUUGGCUCCAGCCUCAGAGGGCAGCUUUGAAGUCGAGGGUCCCAGCAAUGGAGAUUCUGCUGUUCUAGCCGAAGAUGGUUAUCAUUAUCGUGUCGUUAGGAGACGUUUCUGA
This is a messenger RNA of Stomoxys calcitrans (stable fly), 997 nucleotides long. Its product is annotated as fibrous sheath CABYR-binding protein-like. The record is from RefSeq and is a predicted model, not a curated record. Lineage: Eukaryota; Metazoa; Arthropoda; Insecta; Diptera; Muscidae. Bases 83 to 997 code for a protein of 304 amino acids. The transcript is spliced from 2 exons.